Molecule: messenger RNA, 1659 nt
Organism: Prosopis cineraria
Lineage: Eukaryota; Viridiplantae; Streptophyta; Magnoliopsida; Fabales; Fabaceae
Product: putative cyclin-A3-1
Exons: 8
Coding region: 249-1349 (366 amino acids)
Biological process (GO): mitotic cell cycle phase transition; regulation of cyclin-dependent protein serine/threonine kinase activity
Cellular component (GO): cyclin-dependent protein kinase holoenzyme complex; cytoplasm; nucleus
Molecular function (GO): cyclin-dependent protein serine/threonine kinase regulator activity
Source: RefSeq, a predicted model, not a curated record
UUUUCGGCCUCUCUUUCAUUUUUCUCGCUGUUCAAAACCCAAGGAAGUUGGCUCUACCGGGACUGCAAUUAAGUUUUUGGUUAAAAGUUAAAAGCUUUCUGGUUCCCCCUUGGCUGAAAUCUGAAAUGCCCGUGGAAGCGGGAACAAAAAUCCCUGCAAAACUUUCAAAAACCAUACGCUCUCGCUAGUCCUCUCACCAUUUCUCUCUUCUUUCUCUCUGCCUAGUCUUGAAACCCAAUCGUCCCGCCAUGUCCGAUCAAGAGAAUUGCGGGAGGGCCACUCGAGCAGCCAAGAAGAGGGCCGCCGCCGCCAUUGCUGAACUGCAUGUUACCACCAAGAAGCGCGUGGUGUUGGGAGAGCUCACCAACCUGCCCAAUGUUGUCGUGCCGGUGAAGCCAUGCCCUCGGCAAGAGAUUCAGGGGGAGAAAAGUGGCAGUGUCAAGAGAAAACUCAGAAAAGUGCUGCCCGCAACCACGCCGCCGCCCCCCAACCCCAAUGAUGCUGAUGAUCCUCAAAUGGUUGGGUCUUAUGCUUCAGAUAUUUACGAGUAUCUCCGAACGUUGGAGGUGGAUCCCAGAAGAAGACCGUUACCUGAUUACAUUAAAAAAGUUCAGAGGGAUGUUGAUCCUAAUAUGAGAGGCGUUCUGGUAGAUUGGUUGGUGGAAGUAGCAGAGGAAUACAAGCUUGUUUCAGACACUCUCUAUCUUACCGCUGCUUAUAUCGAUAAAUAUCUAUCGUUAAAUGCUCUCAGCAGGCAGAAGCUGCAGUUACUGGGUGUUUCUUCGAUGCUAAUUGCCUCGAAAUAUGAAGAGAUCAAGCCUCCUGAAGUGGAAGAGCUUUGUUACAUUACGGACAACACAUACACCAAAGAGGAGGUUGUGACCAUGGAGGCUGAAAUACUCAAGUCAUUGAAAUUUGAACUGGGAUAUCCUACAGUAAAGACAUUUCUAAGAAGAUUCUGUAGAGUUGCUUUGGAGAAUUAUGAGGCUUCUGAACUCCAGUUUGAAUUUCUUACUUGCUACCUUGCGGAGCUCAGUUUGUUAGAUUAUAGUUGUGUGAAGUUCUUGCCUUCUUUGGUGGCCGCCUCUGUUGUGUUUCUUGCCAGAUUUAUGUUAAGCCCAAAGACCCAUCCUUGGAAUUCCACGCUCCGUUUACACUCCAGGUAUAAAUCAUCUGAAUUGAAGGACUGUGUGUUGGUCAUUCAUGACUUGUAUCUCAGUAGGAGAGGCGGGUCUUUGCUAGCUGUAAGAGAUAAAUAUAAACAGCAUAAGUUCAAAUGUGUUGCAACAACGCCUUCUCCUCCAGAGAUACCACUUUGUUAUUUUGAGGUUACAGAGAUGGAUCAUUAGGCAAUUGUGGGCAUGACCUAGGUUUCAACUGUUGGCGGAGACUGAGGAGGCAAGUUUUAAAUAUCUGAAAACAAGAUUUUUUGUGUAUGAUGAUCAUUGGAGUGGUUGCCGUAAUGCUAAGCCAUUAAGCUAACUGACUUAGAUUGUAGUUUGUGAAGCGGUUUAGAGUAUUCUUUGGGAGAAUUCUAUCAAGGUUGUUUGUGUGUAUAGGGGAAAGCUGUGUACCAUUUCUCUCCCUUUAUUGCUCUCUCUACAAUGAACUAAAUGUUUUGUAAUUUAGCACGUAACCAGUGGUGGAUGUUUACUUGUA